Messenger RNA from Ostertagia ostertagi, 1218 nucleotides. Lineage: Eukaryota; Metazoa; Nematoda; Chromadorea; Rhabditida; Trichostrongylidae. The record is from the annotation of a GenBank genome assembly.
AUGACCAUGUACGACUCCGAAGAAGACGGGGAUCGACGUAAUCGAGACAAGUUUCCUCGUGAACGAGAUAGUCGUCGAGAAGAUGAUCGGUAUGGUGCCAAAAGGUCGAGCUCAUCAAGGCGAGAUGACGUUAAACGACCUCGACAUGGCAGUGAAUCGGACAAUGGUGAUACGAAGAAUGAUGACUUCUCUGGACCAAUGCUUACUUUCAAGAAGUUUUUAAUGACACAGGAAGAUGAUAUCUCCGACUCAGCUGCAUUGGCAGCUUACAACGAAUACAAGCAAGAAUACAAAAGAAGAGAACUUCAACGUUUCUUCGACGCCCAUAAAACGGAAGAAUGGUUCCGUCAUAAAUAUCAUCCUGAAGAGUCGGCUACUAUUCGUGACGCGCACAUGGCCGACAUCAAAAAACGUCUCGAAAUUUUCAACGACAUGAAAUCGAAGGGCUGCUUUGAUGAUUUCACCUUGGAUCUGCAACAUGCCCGCGAAAUCAUUCGCACUAUGGACACCUUGGUGGUGCGUCUUGAGGGUGGUUCAGAAGAAGACGUUGAAGCCUUGAAACAUGAGAAAAUCGAAGAUGAUUCGUUGUUUGACUUGGGAGAAAAGAAGUCUGACGAAGACACUGGCGCAGACAAGGAUGAAGCGCGUGGAUCAGAAAGCGAGGCCAACGAAGAAGGUCGUGAGAAGCGUAAAAAGACCUUGCUACACAAAACAAGUUCUGUUUUCAUGCGAAACGUACCCGCGACAGUGAAAAUCGCUGACUUGGAGGCGAUUUGCAGCCGUAGCCCAGGCUUUCUUCGUAUAGCGCUAAGUGAACCGCAUGCUGAUCGAAGUUUCUCUCGUAGAGCUUGGGCAACUUACAAAAGAGAUGUUAAUAUUAAAGAGAUAUGUUGGACAUUAAAUCAAACCAAGUUGAAUGAUUCUACGGAUCUCAGCGUGAUUCUCAACCGAGAUCUCACUCGUCGUAUUCGUGGAAUUAGUGGAGUGACUUCACAUAAAGAUGUGGCUCAAAAUGACAUAAAACAGGCGGCAAAGCUCGUCGCGCUGAUGGAUAAACGUGUUGGCCUGUUUUGCGAAGAAGAACCGAAGGAAGAACGGGAUAAAGACAUAUUCACAGGGGUUGAUCUCGUUGCGACAUCAAAAAAUCCACUACUCAGACAGGUUCGACCAGUGUUGAGGGAAUGCGACGAACCGAGCCCGGAAGAAGAGGAGAUGCUU